GCAGUAUAAUUAUAAUAUAGUGCAACACGCAUCUCUCCCUCUCUCAUAGACAUGUAAAAAUAUAGUGGCAACAACCGCAUAAUAUUGCAGACAGAGAGAAGAAACCUUAGCCCACCAAUACGAAAUACCAAAACCUGAAAACGAAACAUAGUUGCUUGCAUGAUCUCUCAACCCUAAAUCAUUAAAGAAAUAAAACUGACCAAAUUCUCAUUUCACUUGCAUUUCCCUUGUUUUAUAUACAGUUUCUCUCAACAGGUUGAAGAUUGAGAUUUCUCCAGUCCAAAGUUUUUCACUCAGCGUGAUAUCAGAUUAGAUUUUUGGUUGCGUUUUCUAUACUUUUGUUCUCUUCAACUUGUGUGUAUCUUAUGGCUGAGCCAAGCAUCAGUCUAGCAGUGACCCCAACAAUAGCUGAGGCAGAUAGAGGUAAUUCAAAAAGAAAUUCUAUGGGAAAAUCAAGUUCGUCGGAUACAAGCAAGGAGAUUCUUCCUCACUAUCUUCGAGCUUCUACUGGUUCAUGUCAUGAUUUCUGUAAAUAUGGGAGGAAACAUGCAUUUGAAGAGAAGGCAAGGUGUUCCUUUCCAAGAAGGAUUAUAAAGAAACUACCAGAUGACCAAAGUUUGGCAGAGUCUCAGACAGAGGACUACAGUACAUCAGUGGUGAAGGUCAAAUCUAGUCCCAAUUCCAAAUCUCCCAGUGCUAAUAGUCCUGAGAUCAUCAAACGAGAGGUGUCAACCAAAUCAGUUGUCAGCCAAACUCCACUGUUCAAAGAAGUCCUGACUAAGAGGAUGACGCCAGCAGGUUUAUUAGCAAGGUCUUUUGACAGCCAAAGUUCGAUGUUAAGAGAAGCUCUGGCCAAGAAAGAAUCAUCAGCUGGGUCACCUCUGACAAAAUCAUUUGAUGGCCGAAGUCCAGUUUCAAGAGAAGUUCUGGCCAAGAAAAAAUCAUCAGCUGGGUCACCUCUGACAAAAUCAUUUGAUGGCCGAAGUCCAGUUUCAAGUGAAGUUCUGUUCAAGAAAAUGACAUUGACACAGGAAGUGUCAACUAAAUCAGCUGACAGCCAAGGUUCAGGGCCAAGUGAGAUUUGGAUGAGGAAGAAGACAUCAGCUGUGCGGAGGAAGGAGAAUUCAAAAAUCAAUUCAUCAACUAAAUUAGAUGGCGGCCAAGGUUCAGGGUCAAGUGAAAUUUGGAUGAAGACAAAGACAACAGCUGUUGGGAGGAAGAAGGAUUCAGAGGUCAAUUCAUACCCAAGCAUCACUAGGCAGGAUUUGGCAUCAUCUUCUGAAAAACCAGGGGUCUCUAUGAAACAAGUGUUGUCGAAAGCUAAAGAAGUAAAAUUAUCUGCAAAAUACGCUAGUACUUUGAAUCCAAAAUCGUCUUCGCCUGAUGCUUCAAGAGUUUUUGGUGCCAGAAGAAAUGGUGACAUCAAGAUCAAACGGCGUACAGGGACCUCCAAACCAGUUGCAAAGAAUUUACAAGCAUCCCCAAGGGCUUCAUUUUCUCCUAGAAGGUCAGUCAGUGGUGUUGCUAGAGGACUAGCAUCCCCACGAGCUUCAUUGUCCAGUAAACCUUCUCCUAUUAGAAUUGCAUGCCUGAAUGAAAAGAAGAAUAGGAGCUUGAAACUCACGCCUCAGACUAAAGAAAUUAAUGAUAAGCAGCACAAGAAUAAGAAUUCCCAUAAGAAUGCCGAUCCUGUUCAACCCGAUGGCAAACUUGAAGAAUCCAACGGUGACACGAUCCAGGAGAAAACGUUGUAUGUCAUCAAGGUGAAAGCUGACAACAAAUAUGUGGAGUCUGAUCACAAUGAGAAUGUUUCUGUCGAGGCAUCACCACCUCUGCUGUCUUCACUAAAGUCUCCAUCCCUCCCAAAAUCUAUCUCCUCCAUGUCCCAUAGUGAAAAAGAUGAAGAAGAGUCUGAGUAUACUGUGACAGAAGCAGAAGAUGACACUUCCUCUGAAUACGAUGAAACUGAGUGCAUUGAAGAGACAGAGACUUUGGAAGCAGAACACAGAGGGAGGAAUAGAAAGUCUGGGAUGGUUCUUUCUGAGGACAAAGAUGGCAACCCUGUGAAAUUACGUUUCAGGAGGGGAAGGGUGAUUGAUAUUCUGUCUGAGAAUAAUAGUCCAAGGAGGUUGAAGUUCAGGCGAGGAAGAGUGUUGGGGGAUAACCAAAAUCUCAAAGCUGAUGGCCGAAGAAGCUUCAAGAGGAGAGGAGCUGAUGGUGAUGUGAUUGACAGCAAACAUGAUUCAGGAAAAUUUGUUUUGAGGCAUCAAGAUGUUCAUGGAAAGAAAGAUGCGCAGGGUCUGUUUAAUAAUGUCAUAGAAGAAACAGCAAGUAAACUUGUAGAGACAAGGAAAAGUAAGGUUAAGGCCUUGGUGGGUGCUUUCGAGACGGUAAUCUCCCUGCAAGAUGGCAAACCCUCUGCAAAUGCUGCUUCUUGAAUUGGAAAUGACUGCUAAACUAAAAAUAAGAAAAAAUUUCUAAAAAACAAUUAAGUCUAAGUGAAUGCUUGGUCAUUAACAGUCCAUUGGUUUUUCAAAGGAUUGGUAGGAAAAUAAGACCAAGCUUGCACUGAUAAGUGUGGUUAACAAGCUUAUGAGUCGUGGAAGUGUAAAAACGAUUGCUUCGGUUGACAUUAGAUUGCGGAUAUAGAAUUGGACGGAAAUUCCUAUGAGUAUUGAUCUUGACAUGCCUAAUAUACAGAGUGUAUGCAUCUUCUUUUUUCAAAUUUGUACCUAAUAUGAUUGGAUUCUAUUUGUGGAUGAAACAAGUAUACUCGUGUAGUUUGACUUGCAAAAGAAAGCUGCAUGACAUGAUUUUUCAUCCUUCUAUAA
Populus trichocarpa (black cottonwood) is the source of this 2831-nucleotide messenger RNA. RefSeq lists its product as uncharacterized. NCBI's taxonomy places the organism in Eukaryota, Viridiplantae, Streptophyta, Magnoliopsida, Malpighiales, Salicaceae. Bases 366 to 2438 code for a protein of 690 amino acids. The transcript is spliced from 3 exons. The record is from RefSeq and is a predicted model, not a curated record. Gene Ontology annotation, molecular function: calmodulin binding.